Ceraceosorus bombacis is the source of this 791-nucleotide messenger RNA. The record is from the annotation of a GenBank genome assembly. Lineage: Eukaryota; Fungi; Basidiomycota; Exobasidiomycetes; Ceraceosorales; Ceraceosoraceae.
AUGGCACGAAAGAACAAGGGAACGAAGAAGGCGGCUGUGCCAGGAAGCAUGACCAAUACCAUUCCUGCUCCCAACCCACAGGCCGGCACGAAUGCCACAAGCCCCACCAAAACUACCACAGAGCCUUCGAAAUCUCGUCCUCACGCUACCUCGAUGCAAAUGAAUGGAGUCUUUGCAGCGAUUCACCGUAUGGAGAAGAAGGUCGACAGUCAAGAGCUCAUUUUGCACAGUAUACUAGAUAACCUUCUCGCACUCGCCACCAAGCAUGCAGCUCUUUCGCAGGCCCCUCACCUCGCGCUCGCUGGUCCAAGUAUAGCCGACGAGGCAGACUCGAGUGGAGGCUUGGAUCAGACAAGUGCGCUGGCCACGGAAUUGGAAAACUUCAGAGCGGAUCUUUCGAGACGUGCGUACUCUGGUGGUGGCCGUUCUUGAGGCCCAUGCUGACAUCAAGCCCCUCUUGCGCCAAAGAUGUGGCCGGUCGCCUAAAAGGCCUCGAACGCAUGCUAGAUGGACUUGCAACGAGUGAGUUGAGUGCGUCUUGAGCUCCGACCGACGCCCGCCUCCUGACCUCGAGGUUGUGCGUCAUGCCAACACCUCUGGCUACCCAGCGCCUGACAACAGUAAAACCGAGUCUGUUCCAAGCGAGCGCGCUGGUAAGUACACGAGCGCCGUUUUGAAUCGCUGAGCGUACACCUAUUCAGGUUCACGCUGACGCUGUGCCCGGCUUACCCUGCUCCGAUGCCCAAGCUCCGGGCACUGGCGGCACUACUGGCCACUCGGACGACUUGUAA